UGACACCUCUUCACAUUCUCUGCCUCUCCGCCGUCCACUAUUACAAAGCUCAUCCGCGCUCCUGUACCGCGCGGCUCGUGCAGCGGAGGUCUAGCGACUCGUCCGUGUCCUGCUCCUCUUUAAUCAUUCGGAAAGUGUUUUAAUACAAGGACAUAUUCAGUGAAGAGAAGCCCGUUGCCGUAACGAUGAACUGGGCAAGAAAUUACAAACCAAACGUGGUCGUCCUGGUUCUGGCUGUGUUUGCCAGUGUGGUGAACGCACGAGGGCAAGGAUAUUUUAUGAAUGGGAGAUUAGCAGUCACCCAAAGAGGAGGUCAGCAGGAAGGAGAAGACAGUUCAUAUCACACUACACAGGACCCUAAGAGAGAACGGCCCCUGUUCACCACAGCUCCGCCCUUCAGUAGCCUCGACCACCACCCUCCUUUCAAGCCCUUCCUGCCUUAUGACCCAAGGCCCCAAAACCAUGAGGAGUACUUUCACGACAGCGGAGGGGCGUCUCACCAUCCCACAAUACCGUCCUCUAGAUCCCAUCAUCUCCGAGAUGCCUCCACCCAAUUGGUCCCACAUGAGGAUGCUCCGCCAUUCUCAGAUGUAGGGGCUUCCAGACCCACCACGUCGGCUACAUCCUCUGCUGCCCUCACACAGCCAUACAUGUCUAACAUCCGACAUGGACCCUCAACAGAAACACAAAGAAGAGUCUCAGAGGAUCCUCACGUGACUAUACGAUCACUGACCACCACAGAUGCGCUCACAUCUGCAGCCCCUUCUUCUUCCAGUGACAAACAUUUAGAUGAUGGUGUCACUGUGUCCUCCAAUGUCAGGGCCAGAGAUGCAAGUUUCCAUGCGAAGAAAAGCAAAGAAAAGUUGAAACAGAAUAAGGGGGAACACGUUGCUACAGGAAGUGAUGUCACUGGAACUGCAUCUUCUUUGUCUAGGGAUUUGGAUGAUGAGACCACCACCUCCACCAUCAUCACAACAACUGUUAUAACGAACAUGCAAAUGCCAGCUCCAUGCAGCACCAAUUUCACAGCACCGGGGGGCUACAUAGAGACACCACAGCACGCCAGGAGCGGCUACAAUACAAACGUGGACUGCACGUACACCGUGACCGUCUACAUGGGCUAUGGGGUGGAAAUCCAGGUGAUGAACGUGAGCCUGCUUGAAGGAGACGUGGUCCGAUUCGAAGACCUGGGUGGUCGGGAGCCUUCCGUGCUGGCUAAUGAGUCCAUCUUGCUGAAAGGUCUGGUGGUACGCAGCUGGAGCAACCAAAUCUCCAUCCAAUUCCGAAGCCAGCAGCCUCAAUCCAGCUUCUUACUGCUGCGUUACCAAGCAUUUGUGUUGAGUUGUAACUUUCCUGACAGACCGGCAUACGGGGAUGUUUCUGUGACCAGCCUGCAUGCAGGGGGAGAGGCUUACUUCUACUGCUUCAAUGGAUACCAAAUCCAGGGUCCCUCCACCCUGACGUGCCGUAAUGCUACCACACCCUACUGGAACGGAAAGGUGCCCAGAUGUCUAGUGUCUUGCGGUGGAAUGCUGAAGAACGCAACGUUCGGUCGCAUCGUGUCCCCCGGUUUCCCCGGCAACUACAGCAACAACCUAACCUGCCACUGGGUGCUGCAGGCCCCCGAGGACCAACGGCUUCACGUGCACUUUGAGAAAGUGGCCCUCGCCGAAGACGACGACAGGUUACUCAUAAAAGAUGGGAACCACAUCGACUCGACUAUCCUGUACGACUCGUAUGAGGUGGAAUACCUCCCGAAUGAGGGUAUCGCCGGCUCCUCCAGGCAUCUCUUUGUGGAGUUUUCAACGGAUGGCUUUGGCACAAACACAGGGGUAGCCAUCAGAUAUGAAGCUUUUGCGGCGGGGCACUGCUACGAGCCUUUCGUCAAGUACGGCAACUUCACCACCACUGACAGCGCACACGCUGUGGGCGCGGUUGUGGAGUUCACCUGUGACCUGGGCUACACCCUGGAGCAGGGCUCCGUCAUUAUCGAGUGCAUGGAUCCCAGCAACCCGCAAUGGAAUGAGACUGAGCCCGCCUGCAGAGCUGUAUGCAGUGGAGAGAUCACAGAUUCAGCAGGUGUGGUGUUGUCCCCAAACUGGCCUGAGGCCUAUGACAAGGGCCAGGACUGCAUCUGGGGGAUCCACGUCGAAGAGGACAAGAGAAUCAUGCUAGACAUCCAAGUUCUCCAUUUGGGGAAGAAUGACCUGCUGACCUUCUAUGAUGGUGAUGACCUGACAGCAAAGAUACUGGGCCAGUACGGUGGCUCCCGUCCUCGAUUCAAACUCUACACCUCUAUGGCUGAUGUCACCAUCCAGUUCCAGUCAGACCCUGCCACCAACAUCUACGGCUACAACAACGGAUUUGUGGUGCACUUUUUCGAGGUUCCCCGCAAUGACACGUGUCCAGAGCUUCCAGAGAUCUCUAACGGCUGGAAGACCACAUCUCACCCUGACCUGGUGCACGGCACGGUGGUGACCUAUCAAUGUUACCCGGGCUUCGAAUUGGUGGGCACCGAAAUGCUCAUGUGUCAGUGGGACCUGACCUGGAGUGGAGAUCUGCCCAGCUGUGAAAGAGUUCUAUCAUGCCCAGACCCGGGCACAGUGGAGCACAGUCGCAGGGUGAUGUCAGGGCCACGUCUCAUCGUGGGCUCUACAGUGCAGUUCAUCUGUAACAAAGGCUACUCGCUCUCGGGCAACAGCCUCCUGUCCUGCUAUCACCGCGACUCCACUGGACCAAAGUGGAGCGAGAAACUGCCCAAAUGCAUGUCUGAUUCGUAUGAGCCAUGUAGGAACCCUGGGACUCCCGCCUACAGCAUCCAGAGCUCAGAAAAACAUGUGUAUCAGGCAGGAGAAACUGUGAGAUUUUCCUGUCUGAAUGGAUAUCAGCUCCAGGGUGAGCCUGUUCUCCGUUGUGUCCCCGGGCAUCCGUCCAAAUGGAGCCAUCCACCCCCGCUGUGCAAAGCUGGAAGAUUGGAAUAUAUAGAUGAGCGCAGGUUAGAUGUUGCAAAUGCAGACUUCAGUAUUGAGGGAGCAAGUGUGGCUGUUUCGAUUUUCAUCCCAGUAGCCAUAAUUCUUAUCAUCAUCUUGUCAAUAUAUUUCUACUUUUCAAGGGUGCAGGGGAAAUCUCUACGCUUGUCAUUGACAGCAUCACCACAAUACGACCACAUCAGAGGAGAGUCAGCUUUCGAAAACCCCACUUACGACACAGCAGAUACAAGAGAAUACGAAGUGUCCAUUUAAAAGAAACAAAGCUCAUUUCGCAUGGAGGACCGCAAGCCUUUCUCUGCCUUGUGGAAGAUUUCUUCUCACAUCUUCUGUAGCCACCUCUGCUCUUAAUCUUCUUCUCGUCCUUUCCCAUCUGCUGUAAAUACCGUCGUGCUUCUGAGGACUUCCACAAGUGGAGAGUGUGGAUGACGUAAUAUUAUUUUUUUGGCCUAGCAGAAUUGCUUGUACAGUUUUUACUCGUAUCUGAGCCAAAUUCAGUAAGUAGUUAAAAAUGAAUGGAAAUGGGCAAGUCAAGGCUUUGAGGUGACUGAUGUCUCUCUAAAAUGAUAGAUUCAUUUAUUUACUUCAAAUUUUUUUCAAAAUAAAUAAAUAACCCCAAAUAAUUUGAAGCACCUGGAAUAUAAAAUACGGUUUGGGACUUGAGAAGAUGAAAUUGCAGCAAAUGUAAUGAUAAUCAUAACUGCACCUAAAUUCUAUGCAGGACUAAAUUAAAAAAGUGAAACAUGGCUAUUCUUGUAUGGGUUACAGUUUAUUCAUUUUGUAUUAUUUUAUUCCAUUCCAGUACACAUAAAAAAUGUAAUUACAAAAUUGGCUAACUGUAUCAACCCUUGAAACACACGUAGUGCUGUUCAUGGGAACAUGUACAUUGUUCAUCCAAUGUUUAAUAGUUCCCUUUUUUUAGGGUUGUAUCAAAUUAACAUUAUUCUUCAUUUGGAGCAGUCUUUGUGCACAGUGUCAGAUUGUUGGGCAAGUGGUGUUUACCUGCUCUAAACAACAGCUUUGAAUGAAUAAGCCAAAAGUUCAACUACAUGUACAGGACGUUCUUGUUCAUCCAUCCUUCGCUGAUCAAUUGGCUCUGUUUUUUUUGCUUUCAGUUUAUUUUUGUAUGGUUUUUAUACACAUUAAGGAACAGAAUAACACUUCAGCGCACAGUCCUAAUCUAUAAAUAUAGUAGAAUGUACAUACAAUUUGUAUUAGAUAUGGCUUAUGUCUGUAUAUAUGAGGUUUAUCUAUUAUAGAAUAGAUCAUUGUUCAUUAUUUGACCCUGUCUGUUAACAUCAAUGAUAUGGAUCACCUAAGCCAAUUAUGUACAUGUUCUCCAUAUGAAUGUUGUCUGUACUGAUUUGAAAAACUUGUCUUUCAAUGUAAUUAGCAAAAGCUGCCAAAAAAACAUUUGACACGUGUCAGACUUGCAUUGCGAGUGUUUGUUGCAGUACUUCGCCAUCUCCGCAUCAGAAUUUUAGGAGCCUAUACAACAUUAAAUGUACAACAGUCCUUUUGAACUUUAUACUUAGUAGAGUAUUUUCACAGCAGCAUCUAUUCAUCUCCUGACAGUCUUCAUUCUGAAAUAAUCCUAUUACAAGAUUAUUUUUGCUUUGUUGUACUGUACUGUAAUUAUUUACCACAACAUUGUCAACGCAUAUGUUCAAUUAAAAUCGAUAUUCC
Molecule: messenger RNA, 4673 nt
Organism: Triplophysa dalaica
Lineage: Eukaryota; Metazoa; Chordata; Actinopteri; Cypriniformes; Nemacheilidae
Gene: sez6b
Product: seizure related 6 homolog b
Biological process (GO): synapse maturation; regulation of dendrite development
Cellular component (GO): neuronal cell body; dendritic shaft; dendritic spine
Source: RefSeq, a predicted model, not a curated record